Messenger RNA from Capra hircus (goat), 2929 nucleotides. RefSeq names its product cerebellar degeneration related protein 1 (gene CDR1). The transcript has 4 exons. The record is from RefSeq and is a predicted model, not a curated record. Lineage: Eukaryota; Metazoa; Chordata; Mammalia; Artiodactyla; Bovidae.
AUGGAGAUGCUGGAAGACGUGGAGAUGCUGGAAGACGUAGAGAUGCUGGAAGACGUAAAGAUGUUGGAAGACGUGGAGAUGUUGGAAGACGUGGAGAUGUUGGAAGACACAGAGAUGCUGGAAGACGAGCAGAUGCUGGAAGCCCUGGAGAUGCUGGAAGACCUGGAGGUGUAGGAAGACGAGGAUUUUCUGGAAGACACACCUUCGUUGGAAGACAAGGAUUUCCUGGAAGACAUGUCUUUGUUGGAAGACAAGGAUUUCCUGGAAGGCGCACCUUCAUUGGAAGACAGGGAUUUUCUGGAAGACAUGGAUUUCCUGGAAGGUGCACCUUCAUUGGAAGACGAGGAUUUUCUGGAAGACGAUUUUCUGGAAGACGUGGAUUUCCUGGAAGGCGCACCUUCAUCGGAAGACGAAGAUUUUCUGGAAGACGUGGAUUUCCUGGAAGGUGCACCUUCAUUGGAAGACGAGGAUUUUCUGGAAGAGAUGGAUAGGCUGGAAGACAUGAAUUUGAUUGGAAGACAUGGAUUUCCUGGAAGACAUGGCUUUUCUGGAAGACAUGGAUUUUCAGGAAGACCCGAAUUGUCCGGAAGACCUGGAUUAUUUGGAAGACGUAGAUUUGCUGGAAGACCUGGACGUUAUAGGAAGACAUAAAUUUUCUGGAAGACGUGGCUUUGCUGGAAGACCUGGAUUUAGUGGAAGACAUAGAUUUUGUCGGGAAGACGUGGAUUGACUGGAAGACCUGGAUUUGAUGGAAGACGUAGAUAUUUCUGGAAGACGUGGACUGAGAGGAAGACCUGGAUUUCUUUCUGGAAGACAUGGAUUGACUGGAAGACUUGCAUUUUUCUGGAAGACAUAAAUUAGCUGGAAGAUUUCGAUUUGGUGGAAGACAAAGAUUUUCUGGAAGACAUGGGUUGGCUGGAAGACCUUGAAAUUGUUGGAAGACAUGGAUUUUCCUGGAAGAUAUGGAUUUUUUGGAAGACCUAUAUUUGUUGGAAGACUAGAUUUACUGGAAGACAUGGAUUGACUGGAAGUCGUGGAUUUUCUGGAAGACUGGUUUAGCUGGAAGACCUUGAUGUUGCUGGAAGACUUGGAAUUAGUUGGAAGACUUGGAGUUGCUGGAAGAUCUAGAGUCGCUGGAAGACCUUGACACUGGUGCCACUGGAAACCCUGGACAUUGGAGACAUUGGAAGCACAGAAUGUUGGAGACAUUGGAAGUCUUAGAUUUUGAGGACAUUUGUUAUUCUGGACACUGGAGACUUUGGAGGCCCUGAGUGUUGGAGUUAAUGGAUACUGGAAGCCCUAAAAACUAAAGACACUGCAAGUCCUGUACCUUGGAAGUCCUAAACAUUAGAAGAUAUGGACAAUAGAAGACCUAGAUAUUUAGAAAUCUUAAAAUCAGAAGGCCUGGAUAUUGGGAGACUCUGGAAAACCUGGAUAUUGACAUAUUUAUGUUAAAGGACAGAAUUUGGAAGAUGUAGUUUUCAUGAUGCUGUAAGUCAAGGAUGUUGGCAGCCCUGGGCAUUAGGACACUUGGACAUUAAAAGAUCAAGAUAUUAAGAGAUCAAGCUAUUCAAACACUGAGGAUGUUGGAACACCUGAAUGUUAGAAGACCAGGUUCUUGGAGAUAUUGAAAGACUUGGGCAUUAGAGGAACUUGUGAUGACAAAACAUUGUAAAAUCAGGAUUUAGGAGAUACUAUAAAUUGCAGGAACUGAACUAUCUAUGUGUUAUAAGAUAUUAGAAGAAAAAAAAAGAUAUUAGAAGAGCUAGACUUUUUUACACAAUGAAAUAAUGGACUCUAGAACACCUGUCUAGGAGGCACUGGUGGAUUGAGAUCAUAGGAAAAAAUGGCAUUUAGAACUCUGGACCCUGAAAGGCAAGACAUAGAAGAUUCAUUUUUGGAGAUAUUAGAAGACCCUGAUAUUAAGGAGAUUAGAAAACAUUGGCAGUGAAGAUACUGCAGGCCUGAGCAGAAAACAUGGAAAUUGUAACAUGCAGAAGAUCUAGAAGAUCUGGCAACUGGAGAUAUUAGAAGACAUGUAGCUCAGAAUACCUGAUAUUAGAGACACUGAAAAACUAAAAGGAUAAUCUUAGUCCUUUUUAAUCUUAGAGAUAUUGGAAGGUCAUAUUGAAAAAUAAUUUCAUACUAGGACCUGAUGAAAAACAUAAGACUAACAGUCUUUAUGAAUAUAGCAUCUCUUCCACUAAAAAGUAAAACACAGAGAAAGGACUUUUUAGGCUGAUGACAAAGAGGAAACAGGCAAAUUAAUUAGAAGUAAGUAGUUUCAAUGGAUUGGAACAUAUUUCAUAGUUUCAGUGAACUGGGAUUUUAGGGGUUUAUUGACUGACAGCGCAAGAAUGAGGAAUUAUCAAAGAACAAGCAAAGACAUGGCCAGGGGAACCACUUGGCUUUAGAUCAGGGGUCAGCAAAAGUUUUCUGUAAAGGAUCAGAUAGUAAAUAGUUAAGGUUUUGCAAGCCAUGUGGUUUCUCUUGCAACUACUCAAUUCUACCAUCAUAGUGCCGCCUUAGAAAACACAUAAAUGAGCUGGGCCAGACUUGGCUCAAGGGCCUGAGUUUGCCAGACCCAGCUCUAGAUACCACAUCUAGGGUGUGGUAAGCUUAAGUACAUUCCAGUCUAGCACUCAUGGAAAAGAGUGGAUAGAGCAGUUUGAAGCCCAAUGGUAAAUAAAGAUCCUAUGCAUGUGAUGCUAUUCAGGAGACAAAGCUGGCAAGAACCUAAGAACGAAGUUUAGAUCUCUGAUUAAUUGUUUCAGGGCCCUCAACAGGAUAUUUGUAUUCAAAGCCAAAAUUAAGUGGGUGGUAUUCAAGGCCCCAGCCUAGGGGGAUAGGGUUUAGUGAGGAUGCCCUAAUUUAGUAGGUUGGAAGCUUAAAAAGAAACUCACACAAAUUUUUUUUUUUUUUUAAGAAA